Messenger RNA from Apodemus sylvaticus (European woodmouse), 2902 nucleotides. It is a transcript of the gene Uap1l1, whose product is annotated as UDP-N-acetylglucosamine pyrophosphorylase 1 like 1. The record is from RefSeq and is a predicted model, not a curated record. Gene Ontology annotation, molecular function: UDP-N-acetylglucosamine diphosphorylase activity. The transcript is spliced from 9 exons. Gene Ontology annotation, biological process: UDP-N-acetylglucosamine biosynthetic process. Bases 65 to 1588 code for a protein of 507 amino acids. Lineage: Eukaryota; Metazoa; Chordata; Mammalia; Rodentia; Muridae.
CUGGUCUCGUGACAUUGGUCCGAAAGUCACGAGUACGGGCUGAGCCUGCAGCUGCAGUCGCAGUAUGGCCUCGGAGACGGAUGUACGCGCUCAGCUGCAGCGCGCGGGCCAGGAUCAUCUCCUGCGCUUCUGGGCCGACCUGGCUCCGGAGGCUCGAGCCGCGCUGCUGGCGGAGCUCGCCUCAUUGGAGGCCGACGCGCUGCGAGAGCACUGCCAGCGAGCCUCAGCCGCGGGCGCGCUAGCUCCGGGUCCUCUGCCAGACCUGGCGGCGCGCCUGCAGCCCCUGCCCCCAGAACGCGUGGGCAGCGCGAUCCGCUGCGACCAGGAGACACGCCUGCGGUGGGAAGAGGAAGGUUUCCGACAGAUUGCUCUGAACAAAGUAGCUGUCCUGCUGCUGGCUGGUGGGCAGGGCACUCGCCUGGGCGUCACCUAUCCCAAGGGCAUGUAUCAAGUUGGGCUGCCCAGCCAGAAGACCCUGUACCAACUGCAAGCAGAGCGGAUCCGGCGUGUUCAACAGUUGGCUGACCAGCGACUGGGGACCCACUGCACCGUGCCCUGGUACAUCAUGACCAGUGAGUUUACGCUGGGACCCACAAUCAAGUUCUUCAAGGAGCAUGACUUCUUCCACCUGGACCCCACUAACGUGGUGCUAUUCGAGCAGCGCAUGCUGCCCGCUGUGACCUUUGAGGGCAAGGCCAUCCUGGAACGGAAAGACAAAGUUGCCAUGGCCCCAGAUGGCAAUGGGGGCUUGUACCGUGCACUGGCUGACCACCAGAUCCUGGAUGACAUGACGCGUCGUGGUGUAGAGUUUGUGCAUGUGUACUGUGUAGACAACAUCUUGGUGCGGCUGGCUGACCCAACCUUCAUUGGCUUCUGUCUGCUCCAGGGAGCAGACUGUGGUGCCAAGGUGGUGGAGAAAGCGUACCCCGAGGAGCCAGUGGGUGUGGUGUGCCAGGUGGAUGGUGUCCCCCAGGUGGUGGAAUACAGUGAGAUCAGCCCCGAGAUUGCUGGGCAGCGUGGGGCUGAUGGGGGCUUGCUCUACAACGCAGGCAACAUCUGCAACCAUUUCUUCACCAGAGGCUUCCUGGAUAUGGUCACCAGGGAGUGUGAACCCUUGCUGAAGCUGCACGUGGCCGUGAAGAAGGUCCCAUACAUCGAUGACGAGGGACGUCUGGUAAAGCCACUAAGACCGAAUGGCAUAAAGAUGGAGAAGUUUGUGUUUGAUGUGUUCCAGUUUGCUAAGAACUUUGUUGCCUUUGAAGUGUGUCGGGAGGAGGAGUUCUCCCCUCUGAAGAAUGAUGACACAGCCGACAGAGACAGCCCCUCCACCUCCAGGCGAGCUUUGCUAGCUCAGCACUACCGCUGGGCUCUGCAGGCAGGAGCCCACUUCCUGGAUGUCCAUGGGGCCCAGCUUCCGGAGCAGUCUGGCUUGCUCCCAAAUGGAGACCCUCCUGCCGUCUGUGAGAUAUCGCCCUUGGUGUCUUACUCUGGAGAGGGGUUGGAAAUGUAUCUGCGAGGACGAAAACUCCAGUCUCCAUUCAUUCUGGAUGCGGACCAAGCCAGGCUGCUGCAGCCACAAGACUGCUGACCUGCCUGCUCCCAGACUUUCUGCCCGUGGGGUUCUGUAGGGAGGUGAUUAUGGCUCCGGGGGGCCAGGUUCUGAGUGGACAUGCUAACCUGCAGGACACCAAAGCAAGCGUGCUGGCUGGGACCCCUAUGGACUCUGGUUCUCUCUCUCUCUCUCUCUCUCUCUCUCUCUCUCUCUGUCUGUCUGUCUCUCUCUGUGUGUGUGUGUGUGUUGUUUAUUUUGUUUUUGCCUCCUUGCUGGCUUUGGGGCUGGGCUGAGAGGCAGGGUAUUGAGACCAUUGGAAAAUGGGGCUAAAAGAGGCUUCUGGGUAGGGGGGGGGAGGUGUUGUCUAAGAAGGCAGCAUAGGAGAGACCCUUCUAGCAUCUGCCCUCCCAUGCUCAGCGGACAGUGAGCUGUGCCAUCUGGGGUGUAGUUAAGAGACCUGCCCUUGGGCAGCGGGACAAUAAACUGGAGUGGGGCUGAGCAUGUCACCCCGCGUGCCAGCCAGGACCAGUAGUUGGAGCCUGGUGCCAGUGGUCAAGACUGGGUUGGAGAAUUCUGACCCGCAUACCCAAGAGGAAAGGUGAAGUCUCCCUGCCUUCUCUAGAGCUCUCCCACAGCCCGAGUCUCCCAGUCACACCCGCAAGGGAGCCUGGCUGCUGUGUCCUGGGUAUUUUCCUCCCAGAACGAGAGAUCACAGUGGUUGCCUUCUGCAACUGAUUUUGACCCAGUCAGGAGCACACCUCAUCUUGGUAAGCGCUUAGGGCGGAUACUCUGGGAUGGAGAUGUAGCUUCUGUGUAAAGCUUGGCUCUGUCUGCCGCCCAGCUUUGUUCUGUCACUGACACAGCCAACAGAUGUUAAUUCACAGCUGUUUUCCCAUGACACCGGCCCUUCCUGUAAUAGUGGUCAGGACAGGCAGCCUGGUCUGCAGCCACCUGCCCCCAGAUAUAUGGGCUUCUGCUCGUUCCCGUCAGCUUUUCCAGAAGAGGCCAGUGGAAGGAGUGCAUUCACCGUUUGGUGUGAAAGCAGCGGACACAGGUCUGGGAAAGGCGGGAGGAUCAGACCUGUGGCUGCCAUUGGUGGACCAGCGUGUAGAAGUUAAGCUGAGCUUUUGCUGGGCUCUGUGGCCAUCUUGCUGUACACCUCAAAAGCAAACGCUGUAUCUUGGACCCUUCUCUUACUGUUCCACAGACAAGCCAGGGCCCCUGGGGCAGGAAAGAUCAAAGGGAUGGAGAUGAAAACCUCUUGUCUCCUCUUGAGUAAACAAUCAGUUGGGUGGAUUCUGGAAGGGACUAAAAAAAAUUCAAAGAAAUCUCCAUGUCCUUUGCCCAUUU